CAUAUGUCUACGGCAGCAUUCUAGAUCUCCCGCGUCCGGCAAUUAGCCGUCACAAAAUGGCAUCCCCGGUGUAGACGGUGAUCGGUAAUGCCUGACGCUUGUUUCCGAGGCGCCGCUCCUCUGAGCGGAUCUCUACCACUUCUUAGAUAACGUAGCCUGCCGCGAAUGGUCUUAGACCACGCCAUCACCAGAAGCCUGUGCACUUGCGGCCUGCCAUCAGGAUGAUCCAGUGCAUUUUCUACGCCCGGUUCCUGCCGCAGGAGGGCACGAGCAUCGUGGCCCAGUCGCCGCCGGGGUGCAUGGUGGCGUCCGAGUCGUCGCCCAACGCCAAGCCGCCGCUCCUCGACUUUGACAUUAUCCAGGAGUACAUUAUCCCGCGCAAGGCCUUCUUCAACCGCUUCAUGACGGUCAACUCGCCCGACGGCAAGUACUCGGUCCUCGGCUUCCCCGUGUCCAUCCCGCAUGAGCGCUACCACCGCAACGAGUUCAUCUUCAACUUUGGCAUCGUCGUCGACGCCGAUGCGGACCAGAUUCCCUACGAGCGCCUCGUCCGCCGGCUGGCCGUCACCUUUGCCGAGAUGGAAAGGCAGACGGGCUAUCUCAGCUCUGCCGUCAACACGGCCGACGGCGAGGGUGCUGUCGUGACGGACAGCGGGCGGCGACCCAUCGAGAGCCUGCUGGAGAUUGUCAAGGAGGACCUGAACAACUACGGAGAGUGCAUGAUUCCUGUUGACGACGUCAACACGCUCAACAUGAAGCUCUUCCCCCACCACCCCAAACCCGCUCCAGUCAAGGGCUGGCACGUCCCUGUGCCCAAGAUGAAGCUGGCCGACCUUGUAGACCCAACGUGGGAUCUUACCCUACAGAAGAUCAUCCCCUUUGUCGACGGGGUGAAUGACGUCCGCCGGAUUGCCUGGCUGGCCGAUGUGUCCCUGCCGCUGACUCAGACAGCGCUGCAGCACCUGCUCUACUACGACACAAUCCUGCUGCUCGACAUGUUCUUCUUUGGCAGCUGCUACGCCCCGAGGCCGGGGAUCCACGACUUCAUUGCGAACCGCGACGAUAUUGUCGAGGAGUGCGCAAACUACGUGUGCCUGUCCUCCCUCGAGCGCCCCGGCACGACCGGGUCCGGCAGCAGAAGCGGCGGCGGUGGUAGCAGCUCCGCCAUCCCGGAGUCGUCCCCAGAGACCCCGACUCGCUCAACCGGCGGGAAAUCGCAACAACAUGGCCAAGCACAAACAUCAUCCACAAGAGGAGAGGCAUCGACCACCUCCCCUCACCAAAUCAGAAACACAUCCUCCUCCUCCGCCUCCUCCUCAGCAAACCGACCGCCCACCACCACCACCGGCCCCUUCUCAGGCAAGGUGUCCAACUACCAGCUCAUCCGCCUGCUCACAACCUUCUGCGUCGGCCGCAGCGUGAUGGAGUGGAUCAAGCUGCACCACGACGCCGGGUUCGACGUGCUCGCGCACAUCGACGUCCGCCGCCUCGUCCAGUUCGGCGUCAUCAAGGGCCUGCUGUACCGCGUGCACAAGUACGUCGUCUCCAAGCAGUACCUCGCCAUGCUCGCCUCGGGCCAGGCCCGCCCCGCCGCCGCCGCCACCGACCUCUCCGGGCACGGGAACAUGCAGGAGGACGUGUAUGCGGACAAUGUCACCGCCGUGGACCCGGAUGAUGUCGACAUGAAUGACGAGGACACUGCCGCCAUGGACCCGCAGGGGCAGUUCCGCCACGGGUCCAUCUCCGCGAGGGGGGAAGGAGGAGGAGGAGCAGAAGGGGAGAGCGGUGCGCCGUUGACGAGGCGCCGGUCCUCGCAGCUCCAGAAGCAGCAGGAGCGGCAGAAGCAGUCCCAGCAGCAGUCGGCAAACUUCCGCAUGGGCGACCCGCUGCAAAAGUACACGGACGGGUGUCACAGCUUCGACCAGAUCAUCACGGAGCAGAACCUGACAGACGCCGAGAUUAUGGAGAGGCUUAAGAGGCUGCAGGCGCCGACGGGGGACUUGGCGGUGUUUUAUCGUUGAAUGGAAGGUAUGGAAAUGGAUUUGGGGUCUGCAUGGUGAUACCACUCGGGUUGGCUAAACAACGAUGCACCCAUCGUGUCAUUUGACUACCUGAUCAUCGUGCUGAAAUCAGUGCGUUGAGCUGAUUGGGAUAUAUGUAUGAA
Microdochium trichocladiopsis is the source of this 2164-nucleotide messenger RNA. RefSeq names its product nitrogen permease regulator 2-domain-containing protein. Gene Ontology annotation, molecular function: GTPase activator activity. The transcript is spliced from 2 exons. Lineage: Eukaryota; Fungi; Ascomycota; Sordariomycetes; Xylariales; Microdochiaceae. Gene Ontology annotation, biological process: positive regulation of autophagy; negative regulation of TORC1 signaling. Bases 222 to 2021 code for a protein of 599 amino acids. The record is from RefSeq and is a predicted model, not a curated record. Gene Ontology annotation, cellular component: vacuolar membrane; GATOR1 complex.